GAAACAAAAGUGACAAUGAGUAAAUACCCUCAUGGACCACCACCGCCGUACUAUGGAGGCUGGCCCCCACCACCACCACAUGAUGGCUAUCCGCCACAUCUCCAACCCCCUCCCCCUGACGGUGGGCAAGUAACUGUCCCUCCAGGACCGUACCCUUAUUACGUUCCUGGAGCGGUCAUGUUUCCCGUGCCCAUGGCUCCAAUGCCCAUGCCAAUGCCCGUACCUCCACCAAGCGAACCCCCUUCCAAUCCCACCUAUAUAACCAACUACAUAUACCAUGGAGAAACUUCUAAUCAACCUCAACAACCGGCAAUUGAAGGAAUGGCGCCUGAAUUCGGAGAAUGCAAUUGGGUGCCUACAACAGCUACUACGGCAGCGUAUCUUACUGGUCAAGCCGUCGUCGGUGGACGCGAAGGAUGGGACGGAAGCCCCCUAUGGGUCAUUCGAGCUUGGCAUAAUGAUAACUUGAUUCCUGGAAAAUUCUCCAUAAGACAUAAUACGGCAUCAGUUUCUUAUAACAUGAAGGAAGUCCCGGUUCAGAACAUUGAAGUCCUCAUCGCAAAGCCUGAUAGCUUCCGAUGGAUUCCAGCGACGAGAGGAAAUGUGCCGCCCGGAGCUUUACCUGGAGGAAAAACUGUAUCCGGAGAAACGUUGUAUAUUGGGAGAGCGAAGUACCAACUUUCGAUAACUCCUGGAAAAGUGCAACCCUCUCACAACUGCUGCUACAUUCCGUUUGCGGGUAGCGAAGUUGCACAGACAAUGUAUGACGUGCUGUGUAAAAUAUAACGGAAUGUGAUUGAUGGAAAUAAUUGUGAUGUGAUGGACAAUUCGAUACACGUAUUUGGAUAUAAUUUACGAAGACUUUUCAGUAAAGUUAAAAAAUCUAGGUUUUUUUGUUUAAACGCUGUAAGAAAUAAAUGUUGCGCAA
Molecule: messenger RNA, 928 nt
Organism: Hyposmocoma kahamanoa
Lineage: Eukaryota; Metazoa; Arthropoda; Insecta; Lepidoptera; Cosmopterigidae
Product: BUB3-interacting and GLEBS motif-containing protein ZNF207-like
Exons: 1
Coding region: 16-786 (256 amino acids)
Source: RefSeq, a predicted model, not a curated record